CUCAGAACUUUCGAGUCUUUUGGUUCGAUCAAAAUGACUAGUAUGUAUUAUGAUGAUUACCUUACGGAUUCGAGGAAGGAUAUGUGGUCGGGUUUAUGUUUACUGGCGGAUGCGGCGGUUAUGGUUGCGGAAGAAGAACAACGUCGUCGUCUUCUUGCAGAGAAAGGAGAACAAUUAUUAAGAUGCCACAAGACUGUCUCUCAAGAAGAAGAUAACCAGAUGAGAUUCUUCUAUCUUUUCCCGAGAAAAAUUAGGUCGUCUUUAGUGAAGAAAAGAUACACACAACAAAACCCUAACGAGGCUUCUCCAUGUUCAUCACUUCUCGAUCUUAACCUAAUCACCACUGAUUCUGAGCCAGAAAACCUAAAAAACCCUAGUUCUGAUGAUGAGCCUUUGGUGUGUGAUGAAGAACAACGUGCAAAGAAAGGUAAGUCCAAGAUUGUUUGCGAUGAAGAUUAUGACGACGAGAGUGAGAAUAGACUCUUCGAGAAGAAUGUGAAGAAAUUUCUACGAGAAAACUUUGAUAAUCUUAAUGGGGCUUCUACUUCUUCAUCGCUCCUGAACCUUCAUUGUCUUGAACCUUCGACAGAGACGAUAGACCUACCAAACCCUAAUUAUCAAUCUUCUUCUCCGUCUUCGUGCCUAACAGAGAACACAAGCCGCAAGAGGCGUGUCGUGCAGCAGAGGAAGGGUAAAGGUGGAUUCAAGAGAGCAAAGGUUGUACUUUAUCCACACGUGGAGAGAGAGACACCGGAGUGGGUUUUCCAGGUGAUGAGAUACAUGAACGCUGAUGCCGAAACCCCGAGGCUGAUAUUUGAGAGGACUCUGUUCAAUAGUGACGUCAACUCAAUCCUCAGCCGUCUCUUAAUCCCUUUCCAAAAGCUAAUCAGAAACGACUUCUUGACGCCGUCCGAGUGUCGAGCCUUAGAGAGAGAUGAAGACAACGAAGAUGACGAGAAUAUUGGUGUGGGAACAAUUCUUGUGAAUCAAAGGGUUAGAAUGUGGGGUUUACGUUUAAAGAUAUGGGUAAUGGAGAAGAAAGAUUCGGGACACGGAACCUUGAAUUACACUUUGAAUUGGGGUUGGAACGAUGUCGUCAAAGGUAACAACUUGAAAGCCGGCGACAAGAUCAGUCUUUGGACUUUCAGGUGCCGUGGAGUCCUCUGCUUUGCACUUGACAUAGAGUAGCUCUUCACUUGUUCAUUAGCUAUUCAGGUGAUUCUUGAGGUUUUUGGCACAGUAGUAACUUCUUGGAAGUGUAUUAAUUAACAAAAUUAGGGAUUAACUACGAUUGUGAUCUUACAUGUUGGUGUGGUUCUCUCCUCUAUUAUUAGUAACUUGUCUGUCUCGACAACAUAUCCUUGCCAUUGUUUGAAAUAAACAUUUUGUCAUGAA
This is a messenger RNA of Arabidopsis arenosa, 1395 nucleotides long. The record is from the annotation of a GenBank genome assembly. Lineage: Eukaryota; Viridiplantae; Streptophyta; Magnoliopsida; Brassicales; Brassicaceae.